GAUGAGGAGAAGAAGAUAGGCUGCACUUGCCCACAGAAGCGAUUACUGUACACGUGUGAGUUGCUAAGUCACCACUUGUAAACAAAUGUGAAAGACUGAGGGUCUGGCAUUUGGACAGCAUAAGGAACAAUAUGGUGAUUCUGCAUGUGAAACGCGGAGAUGAGAGUCAGUUCCUCUUGGCCACCAGCGUGGACGCCUCUGUGGACAUUCUGCUGCAGGAAAUCACGGCCAUUUAUAACGGAAGACUCAAAGUGGGCCGCGUAUGUUCAGAGAUGGCCGAACUGGCCGAGCAUGGCAUCACACUGCCUCCAAACAUGCAAGGCCUGACGGAUGAGCAGAUCGUGGAGCUGAAGCUGAAAGACGAGUGGGAGGAGAAGUGCGUGCCCAGCGGAGGUGCCGUCUUUAAGAAGGACGACGUCGGCAGGCGGAACGGACAAGGUUGGACACAUUUGAUCUGUAAAGCUGUCAUGUUAAUGUCAUAUCUGUUUUUGUGCUUUGUGUCAGCUCCAAAUGACAAAAUGAAAGAAGUCUUACUUAAAACGGUGGAUGAGGUAAAAGCGCUUGUCUCCAAAAAACAAGCAGAAGCUAAUGUUUGCGUAACCAUGGCGAUGGUGAAAGAAGGCCUGGACCAGCUCAGGGGGGCCACCAUGAUCGUGUACCCCAUGGGCUUGCCCCCUCACGACCCCAUACGCAUGGAGUUUGAAGACUGCGAGGAUCUCUCAGGGACGCAGGCGUCACUCCAGGUGCUGGCGGAGGAUGAGUGCCAGCUGUGGUGGGCCGCCAAAGAGAUGCAAAGAGGCAAGAAGCUGCAGGACUACAUCGGCAAGAAUGACAAGACCAAGCUUGUGGUCAAAAUCCAAAAGAAAGGACAGGGGGCGCCAGCUAGAGAGCCUCUGGUGAGCGAUGAGCAGCAUAAGCAGAUGAUGCUGCAUUACUACAGGAGGCAGGAGGAGCUCAAGAAAUUAGAAGAGGCCGACGACGACACCUACCUGGACUCAGAGUGGUCCGACAGACAGGCCCUCAAAAGACAGUUUCAAGGCCUCACCAACAUUAAAUGGGGGCCCAGAUAAUAUCUUUUUUCCCCUCACGUAAUCCCUGAAGAAUGAAGUAAGAGAUGAUCUUAUUUCCUCCUUUUUAAAGAACAUUUCCUGCUGCACUCAGAAAGAUUUCAACCAUUGGAAAAUACAAACACUUUUGAACUGAAGUGUGAUGUCACACUCUGGCCUCAUUUAAUAAACCGGGUUUUAUUGCAAACAUCUGGUCCCUGCAUUGAAAAUAAAAACCAAAAAACAUUGUCAAAAAAAAAAGCUGCCACUGAGUGCAGCAGCAAGGAUGCUACACCUUUCCUCUCUUUGUCUCACAUCUCCGAGUGUGGGCACAGGAAGUUCCCACUCGGAAACCUGAUGCGCUCACUGGAGAGAGCGACACAAUGAAAGCCUCUCGGCUGGUCGACAUUUACGGUAAAUUCCUAUUCUUGGCCAAUGGAGGUUUUAUCAGUGUUAACGGAACCAGAGAAUUUUGGUGCAGAUCAAGAUAAAGGUACGGCUCUGCAACAUGGUGAAGCAUUUUUUCCAACAUUCUUCUUAAUUUCUGAGUGAAUAAUGCAUUCCUCUUUGCAAUAAAUCUCCCUGUUUAAGGGACAGUAAUCAUUUUUUGCAGCUGUAAUUACAAUAGCUGCCACGAGAGGGCGAACAGCAAAAUACUCAUGUUCAGUUUUUGCAGCCUUAAACGACUGUUCCACCUUAUCUUGUAGCUUCAUCUGGCAAUAUAUGUAAAUAAAUAAAACAGGUGUGUAUACAAAAUGCAUAAAAACGGUUACAUUCAAAGAGUGAAGAGAGUAAGCCUUCCAUAGGCGGCUAAAAUCUUUGAUGGUGACGCUUCUUGAGCAUGCAAGAUGGCGGCUUCAUAAACAGGAGCCUCCGUUUAAGUAAGCGUUCAUCCAAAUUUCCUGCACGAUCAUCUCUCUGCGUUCAAUCCUCUCCGCCCUCUCCGCCGCCUCACUCACAUACGUCACGUCCUCCCAGUCGUAGUAGACGGCCUUCCUCUCCACUAAAGAGCUUCCCUCUGUAUUAUCAUCAUCAUCAUCUUCCUCCUCUUCUCCAUCUUCAUCCUCCUGGAGCCUGCGGCCCAUGUGGCGGCGCCCCCCGCAGGUCACUCGGACUGACACGGCGAGCAGCGUGACCACGAGGCCCACGCAGACGCUGGAAGUGAAGAGCAGCGCCGCCAUGUCGCGAUGCUCUGGAUUGGCGAGUAAAUAAAAAGAUGCCGGUCUGUUGACGCAAUGGCAAUAUUCUUUGAACAGACCUUUAAUGAAGGUGAAGGUGACGAGGGAGGUGCUCAUCAUCGCUCCUGGGUUGUCCUUGCCUCUGGAAUGCGGUAUGUCCACAUCGACAGGAAAACCUGUGAAAAAAGGAAGCGUGAGUACGGUAAUCCCUCGUUUAUCGCGGUUAAUCGGUUCCAAGUUGCCAAGUUGGAUUCCUCUUUUAUAAAUGGAAUAUUUUUGCAGUUAGAGCAUAGAAAACCUGUUUAUGACCUUCUAAACAUGGUUUUUAACAUUAUUGGAGCUCUCGAGACAUGAAAUAACACCCCAACAGUCACCUUUACGCUCCUAUUACCCAAUAUAUUACACAUAAUAAGACUCGUGCUUGUGUGUUACUAUAAAUGUGUUCCUUAGAGCAGGGGUUCUCAAAUGGUCUCAACCUGGGACCCACAUCUGCCAAUAGUCAUUAAGUCGCGACCCAAAUUUCAAUUUUUAUGUUUUACACUUUUAUUGAAGUCAUUUCAAUUUUUAUUUUUAGUGUUUUUUGCACUUUUAUUGAAGUCAUUAUGUAUUCCUUCAUUUCUUCAAUUAUACUUAUAGGAUUAUGAAAUAUUGCUCCGUUUUACUUGAAAAUAAGUGAGACAUGAGUUUAUGUUACGCAAAUAUUACAUAUUCGACAUUUUUGACUUGCUGUCUGCGACCCACUUUUGGGUCCCGACCCAUCAGUUGAGAACCGCUGCUCAAGAGGACCUGAAAGAGAGGCGGACAGGAAGUGAUGUCGGGGGUUUACAGAUGAGUUUAACGGCUGCAAAAGUAGCUUGUGUUUUUAUUAGAGAUUUUUAUGAGGCAUUCUUGUGCCUAUUGCAAGGUAAUUCAAACCUAAAUAAAAGCCUGUUGUUCCUUGUGUGUCUCACCAAACAUUACAGUAACAUUACUGACACCUAUUGACCAGUGUAGAAUACUACAUAUCAUCGCCAUCUUUGAAUGCGUCUUUUUCAUGCCUUAUAUUUACUUCAUUUAGUCAUUUUUAUGGUUGAAAAUGCUUAAUUUUGGCAAUGAAAUAUGUAACACUUGCUUAAAUAUGCAUAUAUUUCUUUACUAAUAGGCCACAUGUGUUUUUGUAAAACCGUGAUCGAGUGAAAACGUGAAAUUCAUGGUGAGGGACGACUGUAUGCUGUAUUAACACUCCACGCCACCAGAGGGCAGGAAAUGUGUGGAACUGCAAUGACACAUGACUCAAUAUUAACUCUUUCAAUACCAAAGGCGUAUUUAUACGUUUUUAUAAUCCCGAACGCCCGAUCCCAACAACGUAUUUAUACAUCUUUUACGUUUUUUGAAGCGAGAGGCAAAAAGCGUUGAUGAUGCAACUCUCCAUUAAUGCGUGAACAUUUCAGAGCACUUUUAAGCCAUAAAAACGUCCCCAAGGUGUCAGAAGUGCAGUCGAUAAGAGCCCAGCAGGGAUCAUUUCACACAUGACAGGAAGGAGGAAGCGAGAGAGCGUGGAGCGUGCAGAAGGUUACGCAUUGUAGGGAAAUUUUAACGCAUGCACACACACGAGUGCACACACAUAUUUCAGUAGUACAGUCCCAAAUGUGAAAAUUGUAAAUAGUUGAUGGUGUUAUAUUUGUAAAUAAAAAUGGCUAUUUUGGGGUAAAACAACCCCUUUUUGUUUUGUUUAAGUUGGUAUUGUUUAGAUAUUUCAGUUGUCACAAAAGCAAAAAAUAUUUGCGUCAAAGUGAAAGUUAUGCUGGAAAUGUAUCUUUUCACAAAAACCUGGUUUUCUCCCUUUAGUAGUCGGGAACUGAUAUUUUCCUGAAACUUACCUAUGUUCUACCGCUGAUUACGAAAAAACGGAAAAAGAGAAACAAACCUUGGUAACACUUUACUAUAAAGGUACACAAAAUUACAGUAGUUAAUGAGGAACGAACCUACCUCACCCUAACAACUACGCAUUUGUUACUCAUUAGUUCUUCAUUAGUUCCUCAGUAACCAGUCAAAAUUUAUGUGCCUUAGUCAUUAGUUCUUCAUUAGUUCCUCAGUAACUAGUCUAAAUUUAU
Molecule: messenger RNA, 4317 nt
Organism: Dunckerocampus dactyliophorus (ringed pipefish)
Lineage: Eukaryota; Metazoa; Chordata; Actinopteri; Syngnathiformes; Syngnathidae
Product: cilia- and flagella-associated protein 298-like
Exons: 7
Coding region: 132-1070 (312 amino acids)
Biological process (GO): regulation of cilium movement
Source: RefSeq, a predicted model, not a curated record